Xyrauchen texanus (razorback sucker) is the source of this 3184-nucleotide messenger RNA. RefSeq names its product transmembrane protein 125-like. The coding region runs from base 407 to 1075 and encodes 222 amino acids. NCBI's taxonomy places the organism in Eukaryota, Metazoa, Chordata, Actinopteri, Cypriniformes, Catostomidae. The transcript has 3 exons. The record is from RefSeq and is a predicted model, not a curated record.
GCAACGCACCUGCAACGCCAGUAGGAAUGUCAGCGCGCCGAUAGGAGUUGCAACCUAAUAUAGUCGGAAUUACUGCGCGAGACAUAGAUUAAACAUGAUGUCUCUAUUAGCUCACCACGUUUCCCCUGUCAGUCGGAUCAGAGUGGAAGCAAGCUGUGUGUUUGUUGCUGUAUAUUUGUGGCUGACGGGGUGGUUCGGGAUGGUGUGUUGACUACCAGCACAUCACAGGGGAUAAAGCAGCAUCAAACAGACUUAAGCGAUGGGUCCUCUAUCUGAGCAGAUGACCAAUCCUGAUGGGAAAUAGAAGGUAAAGCAAGAAGACCAGGCAUCAACCUCAUAGAGGAGGUUUUGCCAGACAUCUUCUCACAGCUGGGACCUAUCCUGAGCACCAUUAGCAGCAAAGAGCAUGUCAGAACUGGAGGAUUAUUCUUCUCCAAGGAGCCAAUCGCAUCCUGACCCUGCGCGAAUCCAGCAGAACCUCCUGGAGGAGCAGGUGGAGCUCUGGUGGUUCAGUGAGCCGCGCAAAUCCUUAUUAUGCGACUGCGCCUCAGUGAGCCUAAUCUUGGGCUGCGGACUGGGCGGCGUAGGCCUUCUUUCCACCACCACCAGUCUGUCUAGUGAAUGGAGGUUGGGCACCGGUACAGCUCUUUGUCUUCUCGCGCUGGCCGUCCUCCUUAAGCAGUUGCUGAGCUCCGCUGUCCAGGACAUGAACUGUGUACGAAACAGAAGGCGGAUUGACAUGCUAAAGAGUGGCGGCUUAUCUGACAUUCUGGUGAUGUUGAUCACUGGAAUCUCACUGCUUAUUUGUGGGGCUGUGCUCCUGGAUGUUGCUCUGGCCUACCAUAUGCCUAAACCUGGCAUGGCACUGAAUGACAUGUUUAUAUCUGGGGUGGUGCUGUUGGUGGGUGGGAGUUUUACAGUGUUAGCGGUCGGGGUUUACUCCACAGUAGUUUUCCUCUUAGAGAGGACAGGGCCAGGACAAAGACGGUGGGAGAGGACAGUGGGGAUCUUCUCCAUUUCAGGCCAUAUGCAGACAAGGAGAGAGACUGCAUCAAGCCUGGCUCGUCUGAUAUAGCCUAACAGAGCACAACAAUGCUCGUCAACUUUUCAGCCAUCUUGAUUCCAAAAUGUUUGUCCUAUAAAUUUUUUCCAUAGAGAUUUCAUAAAAUUCUUGCAACCUAGUCUCUUAGCGUGAACAUUGCUAUAACUACAUUUUUGCAAACCGAAUUUUACGUACCACUUUCUACAGUUUGCUGCAGUUUCCUGGUGAAUUUAACACUAGAGGCGCUACAACAACUGUGCGUUUUAUUCUUUUUCACACAAAUCAUGGGUACUAUGACUUUAUAAACUCUUAUUUUCACUCUAUUACUCACCCUGCUAUGUUUUUAUUGUAUAUCAAAACACUUAAACACAUAAUUUGAAAAAAAAUAUUAACACUUGUAUUACAGACCCCCCCCCCUCCAUCUACACACUUAUUCCGAUGUGAUUCACUUAUGCGGUAGCUCAACUGAUAGAAAGUUGGUCUUUGGUCUUGGAGACCCAGAAAGGAACACUCAAAAUGGAAGUGAAUGUGAAGCGAAAGUGCCAUAGAAGUAACAUGAAAUGACUUGGUUGCUUCAGUAAAUGUGCUUAUUAUGUUGAAUUUUCUUCUAAAACACUAUCAGUUAGGUUUAGACGUAGGUUUAGGGUAAGGAUGUCUGUUUUGUUAACUUCUCAUUUAUCUUUUCUAAAAAUACUGGUUAGGUUUAGAUUAAACUUUAAAAUUAGGGAGGUAUGUUUUACUCAUUUUAAUAUUCAUCUGAAAAAGCUUCUUUAUUACAACAUAAUUUCACUUGCUUUUGGCGCUGGACAUUUCACUGGGAAUCUGCAGCCAAACUUGUAAUGAAGCAUGUAAUUUUGGUUUGCAAAAAUGUUGCCAUUGUCACAUAAAUUUCAGUAGAUCAGGCAAAAUUAUUUUUAAAAGUAUUCUGAGCCAUGAACCAAACCAACCAGAUUACAAGAUUACAAGAUUAGAUUUGAAGCAAAAAACUAAAUUUGUAUUUAAAAAUCUUAUGAAAAAUACUUAAAUGUCUUUAAUGAGAGAAUUAACUACAAUACUAUGAAGCAUAAUUAAACACUAUGGAAAUAUAUAAAUCUAUUUAUUUGAAGUUUUUAUAAGUUUAGAAGUAAUAUAUUUUAAUUUUAAUGCAAAAUAUUCUAUAUAAUACAAUACAAAUAUAUAAGUCGUUUGAGAGUGUAGGGAGACCGACUUGAUUGCGUCAUUCACCAUACGUCAUGGAGGUGGGCGGUUGCUACGGAGCACAUUUGCUCUGGUUUAUUUGCCGCAGUUGGUGGAUCUUUCUAUUCAGGUUUCACGGGUAGUAUAAUUCUUCACCGGGAAUUUCACUUUAAAACGUGAAGUUUAAAUAACGCAUUGAUGCCUUCAACCGAAUAUACCAUUGAUUAACAACCUCACAGUAGGUUUGUCUUUAAAGGUUUAUAAGUUAUCCUCAAAACUCAAUUUAUCUAUGGAGAAAAUGAAUGGGAUUUUUAACUCUGAAACCUGACUGUUCCACUGUUGUGUGACUACAUAUAUGUCAUUACUACUGGAAAAGAACAAAGACUCAAAACUGUGCUCUCUGCAGUCUUGGGACUCAAAACCCUAAAUUAAAGUUUGCACUCAUUACACAAAGGCACAAAUCACAUGUGACAUUUACAAUUACAUCCCACAAAUAAACUGAUUUACACUAUAGCUCAAGGGUUUACGCAUUAGACCUUUGAGGGUUUAGACACAAACAUUGAAAUUUUACAUGCUCCACUCCAACAAAGUACAAUGAAGGAAGCUAAAAAAAAUAAUAAAAAAAAGCACAAAAGCACAAAAGCAAUCUAAAUGAACUGUUUGAUCAUUAAUGGAUUGAUUUUAGGCGAAACAUGCUGCUUUCUCUCAUGUAUCGAUUGCCUCUCUCCAAUGUUAUUGGACACCUGUGUGUGUGCCCUUCACUGCUUUAUUUAUGUGGGCAGCGGUGAGCAUGCCAAGUGGGUGUCCAUUUGGGGAUGUCUUCAGCUUUACAGUGGCUCUAAUGUGUGUGUGUGUGUGUGUGUGUGUGUGUGUGUGUGUGUGCGCGCGCGUGUGAAUGGAUCGGCCGUGUCUGUUUGCAUGCCUGUGAAUUUACACUACUGUUUGCUGGCGCUGCUAAAAAUCAAA